AUGGCGACGAGGUUGAGGAAGGGUAGCAGAGUGGAGGUCAUGUUCCAAGACGCCGACGAUCGCCCCAUGCCGCCGUAUUCAUGGCGCCGCGGCGAUCUCCUCUCUUUCAAUUCGUGCCAGUUCAUUGUUCGCCUCGAUGACCCCCAGGUGCCGGUGCAGUGCGUCCCCAGGGACUGCAUCCGCCCCCUCGCUCCUCCCUUUGUCGGCCGUUUCCCGUGGAAAGUAGGCAACGUGGUCGAGGUCUUGGAGGACUACGCGUGGUGGCCGGCUAUAGUCGUCGGUGUGGAUGUGCAUCGUCGGAUCUUCAGCGUUUGCCUAUGGAACUCGGGGAGGGAGAUUCAAGUUCGCUCGUUCAAUCUCCGACAGAGGAAGCAAUGGAUUCACAAACAAUGGUCGCUCGUCGAUAAGUUUGAGAAGCAUGAAUAUCGAUCGGAAGCGGAGGAAGAAUUUCCUUUCAGUGGUGGAGACAGAGCUCCGUCGUGCGCCGCCGCCGAUACAGAGUCCUGCAACGUGGUCGCCCGGAAGAGGAGGAGUCCGACCCAAAGAGAGGAGGAGGAGCUACGCCAACGCCGGAACCGACGCCGAGUCAAUUUCCGGGUUCCCGCUCCGUCUUCUUCGACGUCUUCUGUCGAUAGUUCUCCUUAUCCUAAUUAG
Zingiber officinale is the source of this 654-nucleotide messenger RNA. RefSeq lists its product as uncharacterized. Lineage: Eukaryota; Viridiplantae; Streptophyta; Magnoliopsida; Zingiberales; Zingiberaceae. The transcript is spliced from 2 exons. Bases 1 to 654 code for a protein of 217 amino acids. The record is from RefSeq and is a predicted model, not a curated record.